This is a messenger RNA of Elgaria multicarinata webbii, 3528 nucleotides long. RefSeq names its product prolactin receptor (gene PRLR). The transcript has 13 exons. Gene Ontology annotation, cellular component: signaling receptor complex; external side of plasma membrane. Bases 277 to 2733 code for a protein of 818 amino acids. NCBI's taxonomy places the organism in Eukaryota, Metazoa, Chordata, Lepidosauria, Squamata, Anguidae. The record is from RefSeq and is a predicted model, not a curated record. Gene Ontology annotation, molecular function: prolactin receptor activity; cytokine binding; peptide hormone binding. Gene Ontology annotation, biological process: cytokine-mediated signaling pathway; positive regulation of cell population proliferation.
GCCGAGCCGACAGACUGAAUGUCAGCUGUAAGCUCCAAACCGUACGGAUUUUCCCUUCUGCCUGCAGCUGUGUUCCUUCUCCUGCAUUUCCCCUGGGUCUCACUUUCUGUCUGGAUUUACUGAAUUGAUUUGAAACAGUCUUAGCAACACUGGGUUUUAAUUUUCUUAUUCAGGGAGCCUUUCCGAACCGACAUGGACCAAGACGGACUUCGUUGCUCCUCAAGAUGAGCUUUCAUUCAUUCCUGGAGGUGGAGGCGGAAAAAGGGGGAGACCAAGAUGAGACUGCAUUUGUCAACAUCAGAUGUAUUUAUUCUGCUGCUUUCUCUCAACACAUCGCUUGUGAAUGGUCAGUCACCUCCUGGAAAGCCUACAAUAAUAAGUUGCCGGUCCUCAGGAAAUGAAACGUUUACUUGCCGAUGGAAACCUGAUUCUGACGGGGGGCUUCCUACAAAUUACACUCUACUGUACAACACAGAAGGAGAAAAACUGGCCCAUGAAUGCCCAGACUACAUAUCUGCAGGCCCCAAUUCCUGUUAUUUUGAUCAAAGGUUCACCAAGCUUCAGACGACAUACAACAUCACGGUUAAGGCCACCAAUGACAUGGGCAGCAAUAGCUCUGAUCCUCAGUAUGUGGACUUGCGAAACUUAGUUCAGCCAGACUCACCCAUGGAUCUAUCUCUGGAAGUCAAACAGUUGGAUGGGAUAAUGUAUGUGCGGGCAAAAUGGUCUCCGCCUCCAUUGGGUGAUGAUGCAACAAGCCGGCAAACAUAUAAUUAUGAAUUGCGACUAAAGCCUGCAGGAGGGGAAGAAUGGGAGACUUAUUUUGUUGGAGAGCAAACGCAAUAUAAAACGUCUCAGUUGAAACCAGGAGUGAAAUAUACAGUUCAAGUUCGCUCUUUAACAAACCACGGAGAAAGGAGCAAAUGGAGCCCGGAAACUUACAUCCAACUCCACAAUGGCCAACUUCCAGGAAAGCCAGAGAUAAUAAGAUGCCGCUCUCCUGAGAAAGAAACCUUUGCUUGCUGGUGGCAGCCUGGUUCUGACGGAGGUCUGCCUAUCAAUUAUACUCUGCUGUAUAACAAGGAGGGAGAAAAGAAAUACCAUGAGUGCCCAGAUUAUACAACAGCAGGACCCAGCUCCUGUUAUUUUGAUAAAUGGCAUACGAAACUUUGGACAACGUAUAAUUUUACCAUAAGGGCAACUAACGAGAUGGGGAGUAGCGUCUCUGAGCCAUAUUACGUGGAUGUGGCAAAUAUAGUUCAGCCACAUUCACCGGAAAACCUGUCUCUGGAAUUUGAGAAAAAAGUAUAUGGGGAAUACCUGUUGUUGAACUGGGAUGCCCCUUCCCUGGGUGACGUCAGAUCUGGUUGGCUAACACUUGAGUAUGAGCUACAAAUAAAACCUGAAGAAGGACAAGAGUGGGAAAGAAUAUUUGUUGGGCAGAGAAAAACAUAUAAGAUGUUCAGUGUAAAUCCAGGAGCAAAAUACGUUGCACAGGUUCGCUGCAGAGCAGACCUUGGAACUUGGAGUGAAUGGAGCCCUGAAAGUUAUAUUAAGCUCCAAAAAGAGAUCAGACCGAAGGAUAUACUUGUUUGGAUCUUUGUGGCUUUUUUAUCAUUUGCCAUUGGUUUGAUCAUGAUCUGGACCUUGGCUUUGAAAAGAACUAACAUGGUGGCCCGUUUUCUGCCCCCUGUUCCAGGGCCAAAGAUAAAAGGCUUUGACGCUCAGCUACUAGAGGCAGGGAAAACGGAAGAAUUACUGAGUGCUCUUGAUUGCCAAGGUUUCCCUCCAACUUCAGAUUAUGAGGAGCUGCUGGUAGAAUUUUUGGAAAUAGAUGACAGUGAAGACCAGCAACUAAUGCCAAAUCAUGAAAAGAGUAAUCCCAAUAAAAAUGUAAAGUCGGCACACCAGGAAACAGACAGUGACUCAGGGAGAGGAAGCUGUGAGAGUCCUUCUCUAUUGUCAGAGAAACGCAAGGAAGCCAGAAAUCCACCCUUCGGAUUGGAAGUACCAGAUCCCAAUGAGGUCCAAAGGGACACUGGUAGAAAAAGCAUGCGGGAAACACCAAACAUAGACCUUGAAGGACAGUGUCCCUGGUUUAGCAGUGGUGGACCUAGGCCAUCCACAUGGCCUGGAGUUCAACAAGCUAAUAGUCAGACUUCCUGUCAUGACACUGUGGGUGGAUGUAAAACAGCACUCAGUGCCAUGAACGUCAAAGCGUCACCUAUUUUGAUGGGUAGUGAAGAACCCACUGAGACUAUUAGCAAAGGGAAACCAGACAAAUUAGAAGAUGCAGCAAAUUUACACUUAAAAGCUCACUGUGACCAAGGGUCAUUGUGGUUACUACCUCCGGAGAAGUCACCUUUCUUCUCUUUAAAGCCAAUGGAUUAUGUAGAAGUUCACAAAAUCAACCAUGAUGGGGCGCUGGCUGUAUUACCAAAACAGAAAGAAAGUCUUGGCAAAACUGAAAAGCAUCUUGUGUACGGAGAUCCAAAUGAAUACACCAAGGUUUCAACAGUUGUAUCCAACCGUAUUCUGGUAUUAUUCCCAGAUCCCAAAAUGGAGGGUUUGCCUUCCUUUCAGGAACUACCAAAUGAACCCAUCCAAAGCUGUCAGCAGAGCCAAGCAGAGAAAAAACUGAGCAACUGUCUCACAGCUCCAAGCGCUUGCAAAAUACAGACUGGUGGAUUAGAUUACCUGGAUCCAAAUAAAUUUAUGCCCACCUUUAAUUGACUGAAAGGUCAACUGUCCUUCUACAGAUAACAUUACAAGUAAAAUAAGCACUCGUAGCACAAGAAUUGCUCAAAUAUCUGAUUGAACUCAGUUGUAGCUCACACCUUUUUAUGCUUUAUAUUCGGUCAUUUAAGGACAUGCUGAUAGCUGAUUGCAGAUCAUUUUUUGUGUAUGUCUGUGAUUUUUAGAGCUAUUUUUGUAAAGAGUGACUUGCCGGGAAUUAAAAGUACACUUUGUAGUUUUUAAAAAACAAGAAACAACGAACACUCACAAAACCAACACCCACUUCUGACAUGUGUUGUUAAAAAGGGAUCUGUGUAGUGAUGUAAUAAAAUGAAACUUUGGAUCAUGGUCAAAUGUUGCUGGUUAAGAGAUAUAGGUUGGCCUUCUAAAAUACUUUGAAAAAUCAUAUUAUAAUCAGAUUUUUGAACUCUACACAAGUAAUGUCCAACCAACCUGUAAUGUGCCACAAAUACAAGUCUAAAAUAUGAGCUAGUGGCCAUGCCAGUGGGAGAGAUUCAGCAUAUGUAGAAUCCACCAGGCUUUGCCUGGACUUUUCUUCUGGUUUACCAAGCCAGGGAACAGUUCACAGUGCAGGAGAGAUAGGCGGGAAAGCAGGCCUCACUGUGUGCUGAGGCUGGGCCCAGGAGCACUCCUUUCCAGAGCACCAUAAACUCCCAUAGAUGCUGCUUCUUGUGGCAUCUGUGCCAGGGCUGGCUCCAUAUUUGAGCAGGCUUCAACAUGAGCUUUCUGGUGACCACCAUACUGGGCCUGGUCUGGGCCAUCAUUUGGUCA